Penicillium salamii is the source of this 1176-nucleotide messenger RNA. The record is from the annotation of a GenBank genome assembly. NCBI's taxonomy places the organism in Eukaryota, Fungi, Ascomycota, Eurotiomycetes, Eurotiales, Aspergillaceae.
AUGAACCACACUACGCCCUCCCCGAGUCCAAUCCCCAAAGCCUCGAGACCUUCCGCCUCGCCAAAUGCCGGUACAAAGCGAAAGAGAAACGCGGCCAAAUACUAUGCCGUGAAGAAAGGUCAUAAACCCGGAAUAUACGCGGGAUGGAACGACUGUUUGGCUCAAGUAACCGGGUUCAAAGGGGCAAUCUUCCAAUCAUUCCCCACUGAAGAAGCAGCCGACGCCUUUAUGAAGGGCGUGAAGCCCGUAACUGCAGACGGCUCCGAUGGUACACGAUUCUAUGGAAUCCAAAGAGGACGGAUCCCUGGGGUAUACACAGAUUGGACCAAAGCGCAAGAACAGAUUCGCGGGGUUCAGCGACCUCGGUAUCGCAAGUUCUCAUCGCGCAAAGAGGCCGAAGAAUUUGUACGAGAAGGACGGACCGAGGGCGCUUCGUUCGGGGUGGCACAGGGUCCAGCUGCGCCCAGUGGGACCAUGAAUGAAAUACCUAAAAACGCAGAUGGCAUUGAGUUCGCACCCGGUGACGCACCAUUACCCCCAGGGGCCGAGGAUGGGUUUGACCCCAAUGUUCUCCUGGACCCGACGACAGGAAAAGUGGUUUACAAGACGGCUCCCCAGAAGGAAGCGACCAAGUCUCAAACAACGGGGAUCCCCGGGACGCUGCGCAUAUACACCGAUGGGAGUUCAUUACGGAAUGGGACGCCGUUAGCAUCCGCGGGAGUUGGGGUAUACUUUGGUCCUGGCGAUUCAAGAAACGUCUCCGAGCCACUGAAAGGCAGUCGUCAGACCAACCAGCGCGCCGAGCUGACAGCGAUCCUCCGGGCGAUCGAUAUUGCGCCUCGACAUCGCCAUGUCACCAUUGUCACCGAUAGUCGAUAUGCGAUUGAUUGUGUGACGGUGUGGUUUGUCAAUUGGCGGCGCAACAACUGGAUGACCCGCGACAACAAGCCGGUUGAGAACAAAGACCUGGUCGAGUCGAUCCUGGUCAAAAUCGAGGAGCGCAAUGACCUCAAGGUUCGGACUGUGUUUGAAUGGGUCAAGGGCCACAACAAGGAUCAUGGCAAUGAGGAGGCCGACAAGUUGGCAGUCAAUGGUGCCCAACGCGGUGUCUCUGCAAAGACCGAGGCGCUGGAAGUCGCCCAACAGGUGCCCGAGUUCUUUGAUGAGGAUUUUUAG